This is a messenger RNA of Corvus hawaiiensis (hawaiian crow), 1207 nucleotides long. RefSeq lists its product as uncharacterized. The coding region runs from base 114 to 1061 and encodes 315 amino acids. The transcript is spliced from 7 exons. Lineage: Eukaryota; Metazoa; Chordata; Aves; Passeriformes; Corvidae. The record is from RefSeq and is a predicted model, not a curated record.
CCUCCCCGCAUUGUCGCCACCCGCCCCGAGUGGCUCGCGGUGCUCCGGGCGCGCUCUGGGCGCUCGCCUUCCCUUCCUGGAGCUCCGCUCGGGGCUCCGCGCUCGCCGGGGACAUGGGGACACGCCCGGGCCACCCGCGCGUCCCCGGCCCUGUCCCCCGGCUGGUGGCCCUGCUCCUCGGCGUGGCAGGUGCUGUGGCCACCGAGCCCCGGCAGGUGAGCAGCGUCCUGGGGGAAUCCGUGGUGUUUUCUCUGGAUUUGUCCCACAACGGGACCGUGAAGAAGCUCGAGUGGACCUUUAGAGGUGACACCGGUGCCACCAUCCUCGUGGCCGAGGUCACUGCCGGUAAAUUCCACCGCCCCGACCCCGGGGACCGUUUUGGGGACAGGUUGGAGAUGAAUGAGACAGCGCUGAGGAUCAAGGUGCUGGAGAGGGGCGAUUGUGGGAUCUACCAAGCUCGGAUUCAGCUGUACCCGGCGCUGGUGGCGGAUCAAUCCUUCAACCUCUCCCUCUACGAGCCCCUGUCGGAGCCCGAGAUCCGAAUCCAGCGGCGAGCCCUCACCUCCCAGGAAUGCAACCUGACCGUGCGGUGCCAGGUGCCGGCGGGCAGCGGUGCCGAGGUCACCUGGCAGCCACGGGGACACCUCUGCGGGGACAGCCAGACCCUGUGCCUGUCCCUGCCUGCCACCGCCUCCAGCUCCAGCUACACCUGCGUGGCCGGGAAUGACAUCCAGAGGCGGACUGCCGCCAUCCACACGGGAAUUCUGUGCCGCCCGCAGGGUGACAGGGACGGGCUGAGGGUCCUGUUCUGCCUGGGGUUUGUGGCCCUGGGCGUGGGAGCGGCUGGAAUCGCCUGGAUCCGGAGGAGGAAAAGGAGGAAAAAGGCUGCGGGAAGUGGGCACGGCUCGGCUCGGGAUGGCCCCGACGGAGCCGCCCUCGCCCCCCGCCCCAGCCAGGACCCCUCCCCAGAGGUGGAGUACGCGCAAAUCCAGAGGAGGAUCCCGCGGGAACCGCAGGAGCGGGACAACCCCACAACCAUCUACAGCCUGCUGCAGGCGUGAGCUGGGCGGCUCCAGGACCCCGGACAGGAGCGGCCACUGCGGAGUGAGGGACACUGGUGUCACCCCCAGGAUGUCACCUCGUGUUCCCCAAUCCCACUUUUUGUAGGAUCGUUCCUGACUCCAAUAAAAAGCAGGGAAUGGUGAAA